Molecule: messenger RNA, 3028 nt
Organism: Elgaria multicarinata webbii
Lineage: Eukaryota; Metazoa; Chordata; Lepidosauria; Squamata; Anguidae
Gene: ARHGAP42
Product: Rho GTPase activating protein 42
Exons: 24
Coding region: 333-2957 (874 amino acids)
Biological process (GO): signal transduction
Cellular component (GO): cytoplasm
Molecular function (GO): protein binding; GTPase activator activity
Source: RefSeq, a predicted model, not a curated record
CCUGGGCUGGGAGGAGAGUUUUUUUGGCCGGGCUGGGAGAGGCUCAAAGCGAGCGCGGAGCUGGCGGGAGGAGGAAAGACACGAAGCAAGCCCAGGCUGCCGGAAGAAGAAGACGGCGGUGACGAUCCGGAUCCAGCGAUGCCCUGCUGGCUCGACCAUGUAAACAGCUGACAGCAACAUUCGGAAGCGCCUCUUUGCAGAGAGAGAGAGAGAGACUUCGGAUCGGGCGGGAGAUCCAUUACCGCGGCUCGCUUUCUCGCUCUCCGCCCCACUUUUGUUCCUCCCCCACCCUCCACCCCAGGCUGGCAGUGGGGGCUGGCGCUCCGGCUGCUAUGGGGCUGCCUACGUUGGAGUUCAGCGAUUCCUAUUUGGAUAGUCCGGAUUUCAGGGAGAGACUGAAAUGUCACGAGGUGGAGUUGGAAAGGACCAACAAGUUCAUUAAGGAGCUCAUUAAGGACGGCAGCUCUCUCAUUGGGGCGCUCAGGAAUUUAUCGAUGGCAGUGCAGAAAUUUUCUCAGUCACUUCAAGAUUUUCAGUUUGAAUGUAUUGGAGAUGCUGAAACAGAUGACGAAAUUAGCAUUGCCCAGUCAUUGAAGGAGUUCGCCCGGUUAUUGAUUGCAGUAGAAGAGGAGAGACGGCGGCUGAUCCAGAAUGCUAACGAUGUUUUAAUAGCACCACUGGAGAAAUUUCGUAAAGAACAAAUUGGUGCAGCAAAAGAAGGAAAGAAGAAGUUUGACAAAGAAAGUGAGAAGUAUUACUCCAUCCUAGAGAAGCACUUAAAUUUAUCAGCAAAGAAGAAGGAAUCACACCUGCAAGACGCAGAUACCCAGAUCGACAGAGAACAUCAAAAUUUUUAUGAAGCAUCAUUAGAAUAUGUCUUUAAAAUCCAAGAAGUGCAAGAGAGAAAGAAGUUUGAAUUUGUUGAGCCCCUUUUGGCGUUUCUUCAGGGAUUAUUUACGUUUUACCACGAGGGAUAUGAGCUGGCCCAGGAGUUUGCACCAUACAAGCAGCAGUUGCAAUUCAAUUUGCAGAACACCCGUAAUAAUUUUGAAAGCACGAGGCAGGAAGUAGAACGACUCAUGCAGAGGAUGAAGUCUGCCAGCCAGGAUUAUAGGCCACCAAGCCAGUGGACAAUGGAAGGCUACCUCUACAUACAAGAGAAACGACCUCUGGGAUUCACCUGGAUCAAACAUUACUGUACUUAUGACAAAGGGACAAAAGCAUUCACAAUGAGCCUUUCAGAAGCAAAAUCUGGAGGGAAAGUAAACGGUCUUGUCCCAAGUACACCAGAAGUAUUCAAGUUGAAAUCCUGCAUCCGGCGUAAGACAGAUUCAAUUGACAAGCGCUUCUGUUUCGAUAUUGAAGUCGUUGAAAGGCAUGGGAUCAUUACACUACAAGCUUUUUCCGAAUCCAACAGAAAGCUCUGGCUGGAAGCUAUGGAUGGAAAAGAACCAAUUUAUACUUUGCCAGCUAUUAUUAGCAAGAAAGAAGAAAUGUUCCUAAAUGAAGCUGGUUUUAACUUUGUAAGAAAAUGCAUUCAUGCAGUGGAAACAAGAGGUAUCACAAUCUUGGGGUUGUACAGAAUAGGUGGUGUGAACUCCAAAGUUCAGAAGCUGAUGAAUACCAUAUUUUCCCCUAAAUCUCCUCCCGAUAUGGACAUCGAUAUGGAAAUUUGGGACAAUAAAACUAUAACAAGUGGGCUAAAGAACUACCUUAGAUGUCUUGCAGAGCCAUUGAUGACCUUCAAGUUGCACAAGGAUUUCAUUGUUGCAGUUAAGUCUGAUGACCAAAAUUAUAGAGUGGAAGCUGUCCAUGCCCUUGUUCACAAGCUGCCAGAGAAAAACCGAGAGAUGUUGGACAUCCUGAUCAAGCACUUAGUCAAAGUGUCAUUACAUAGUCAGCAAAAUCUCAUGACCAUUUCCAACCUUGGAGUUAUUUUUGGUCCCACGCUGAUGAGAGCUCAAGAGGAAACGGUGGCUGCUAUGAUGAACAUCAAGUUUCAGAAUAUUGUGGUUGAGAUUCUCAUCGAGCAUUAUGAAAAGAUAUUCCACACAGCCCCGGACCCCAACAUCCCUCUUCCGCAGCCUCAAUCCCGCUCAGGCUCAAGACGGACAAGAGCGAUCUGCCUCUCCACGGGCUCCCGCAAGCCAAAAGGACGGUAUACCCCCUGCCUAGCAGACCCAGAUAGUGAUUCAUACAGUAGCAGUCCAGACAGCACCCCAAUGGGCAGCAUAGAAUCGCUCUCAUCUCACUCAUCAGAACAAAACAGCACCACAAAACCUGCUUCUUCUCAGCCCAGGGAAAAAGCAGGAGGAGUUCCAUGGAUUGCCUCAACCCCAUCAUCCAAUGGACAGAAAAAUUCUGGCCUUUGGACCACAAGUCCUGAAUCCUCCUCAAAGGAGGAUGCAGCAAAAACUGAUGCAGAGUCUGACUGUCAGAGUGUUACUUCUAUCACUGAUCCAGAAAAUGUGACCCCACCAGUAGACCUGACCAAAAGAGGGCUGUAUAGCCUCUCCGGAAUGAAAAGAUCAACGGCUUCAUCCACUAGGUCGAUCAUUUCUGCUGAAGGUAACAAAAGCUGCAGUGGUUCGUUACAGAGUCUGGCUUCUCUAGAUACCAAAGAGACACCAAAGACCCCAGAAAACCCAGACCUGCCUCCAAAAAUGCGCAGAAGACCCCGAUUAGAUACGACAUCAAGUAAUGGCUAUCAGAGACCAGGGUCUGUGGUAGCAGCUAGGGCCCAGCUGUUUGAAAGUGGCUGCUCACUUAAACAGGCUCCCCUAGGAAGGCAAGCCAAGGCCAUGUAUUCCUGUAAGGCCGAACACAGUCAUGAACUCUCCUUCCCUCAGGGGGCGAUAUUUUCCAAUGUAUAUCCAUCUGUGGAACCAGGAUGGCUAAAAGCAACAUAUGAAGGCAAAACAGGACUCGUUCCAGAGAAUUAUGUUGUCUUUCUGUAGUAAUAGUUAGUGGACAGCAGUAUCUUCAUGGUAUCCAUGGUAACAAGCAAUAAGCACUAUGAUUAUUAUUU